Messenger RNA from Aspergillus brunneoviolaceus CBS 621.78, 600 nucleotides. RefSeq lists its product as uncharacterized. The record is from RefSeq and is a predicted model, not a curated record. Lineage: Eukaryota; Fungi; Ascomycota; Eurotiomycetes; Eurotiales; Aspergillaceae. The transcript has a single exon. The annotation marks the transcript as partial.
AUGCCACCUACCGUAAGUUCCCUCGCCGACAGCUUCAAUGCCGAGAGUAGCACCAGCUCCGCGCGUCCCAAUACUCGAACAGAACGAUCGAAACGAUACACAAGUCUCUAUGAAUCUAGAACUGACUCUCUGCAGUUCAGAUCCUCACGCUCAGGGCGACAAUUCGGUGACGCCGCCAACCGCAACCGAACGGGUCAGGUCGAUCACGACGUGUUUGAAGGACUCCCCGUACGACGAUGGACGCGCCAGACUCAGACCGUAUCACAAGAGCCCAAAAGCGAGGCACCCGACCCCAAUGACGCUCAAGGUCCGGGAGGGCGACCCACUAUCCCCGAACACCCAAUGCCCCGAGACAGCCACCUGUUGGCCCCGGCGAGUCGAGCGCUCCUGCGCGCAGCCCGCGCAGGCUGCAUCUAUAUUCGACAAGCUUCGAAGGACUUUGAAGACGAGGAGAAGGAGGCGACCGAUGGGGAGGAGCAACCUUUGGUCCAGAGCACGGAACGCAAUUUUGUGACCCGCAAGUGGACGUCCGUCCCAAAGCAUCUCGAGGCCGUGGAGGUGGAAUUCCUUGCGAAGAGACGGCCGGGGAUGCCAUCUUUG